CCACAAGUAUAAUUGUGAGGCAGAGACAUUUUUCUGCCGUUGCCCUAAAACCCUUUCCUUAAUAUAUGCUAGAAACCAAAACCAGACAACAGCUGCAAAACCCUAGUACCUCAUCAUCAUCAGCAGGUUUAUUAGCUUUCAAGCCUAGGCAGGUGCUUCUAGCACAGUCCUCAAAGUCCAAUCUUGUUAUUAUGGCUAAGAAGCAUCAGCCUCAAGAAAACAAAUCUCUUUUACACCAAUCUAUACUCCAUUAUCUUAACCUCAAUGGCUUCUCCAAAACCCUCAAAUACUUCCUCAAAGAAACUCAAACUGAGGGUGACAGUUGGAAGUCUUGCUCCCACAGUUUGGAGGAUAUAUUUUGCAAGCAUCUAAACAACUGUACUGACAAUGAUACAACCUCUAAGGGCCACAGUGAGGCAGGGCCGGAUGGCGCAAAUGUGAACAACAUUGCUACUAAUGCUGCUGACUCUCAGGAAACAAUUAGUAAGAAAAAGAAGAAAAAGAGAAGCGAAGACAAAAAUGGUGAUGUUCCAGAUGCUUCUCUUUCGGAAAGUGUUGAUAAAUCGGCGAACAACGCUACUACACCUCAAGAGGUUUUAGCAGAUGAUAAGGUGGACGUGCCUUUGAAGAAGAAGGAGAAGAAAAAGAAGAAAACCGAGGAGAAAUCAAACGGUGUAGUACCUAUAGGCAAUGAUAAUGAUGAUGUUACCGGGAAAAUAACUAAAAAAGAUAAAAAGAAGAAGUCCAAGGAAGAGAAUGGUGCUACUGAUUCUAAGGAUUCCAAGAAGAGGAAAAGAUCGGCUUCUGAUGAAAAUUCAAACGAGGGAGUUGAGGUGGUUGGAACUGAAGAAUCAAAACGUAGAAAGACCGAUGGCUUGGAAGAAUCAAAGGCUGUUGCCGAACAAGAACAAAAUGGUGAAGUCAGUGUUGGUAAUCAUCAGGAUGAGUUGAACAAUUCUGCUAAGCAGAAAUCAUCGAGGAAAGAACUUAAUGGAUCAGCAGAGCCAAAAACUGUAAAUGCAUUUCAAAGAGUGAAAAUCGAGCAAGUGCAGUUUAAAGAUGAUAGACUUAAAGAUAACUCUUAUUGGGCAAAGGAUGGUGCAGAAAUUGGCUAUGGUGCAAAGGCACAGGAAGUCUUGGGCCAGGUUCGAGGAAGGGAUUUCCGACAUGAGAAGACCAAGAAGAAGCGAGGAAGUUACAGAGGAGGGCAAAUCGACUUGCAAUCACACUCGGUCAAGUUCAACUAUUCGGAUGAGGAGUAACAUUCUUUCAUGCUGUUGCCCGAGUAAAACUUAUAAAUCCUUUAAAAAGAAAAGGAAUUCUUUUUGUAGUUGUGGGUUUUGAAUUUAUAAGCAGAACGAUAAAAGAUUUUGUCAAACUUAGAAGUUGACCCUAUCAAGAUAAUCCCGCCUUUGAAACACUGAAAAAAGGGUCCUUCGCGUUUUCUUUUUCUUGUUUCUUAAUUUCUUCAAGUGUUUUUGAGCUCAGAAACUGUGUUAAUUCAUGAAUUUGUAUUUAUAUUAAUCAUUCAAAGUCUCUUAAUAAAUUAAUUGAGAACAUGUCA
Nicotiana attenuata is the source of this 1564-nucleotide messenger RNA. RefSeq names its product nucleolar and coiled-body phosphoprotein 1. NCBI's taxonomy places the organism in Eukaryota, Viridiplantae, Streptophyta, Magnoliopsida, Solanales, Solanaceae. The record is from RefSeq and is a predicted model, not a curated record. The transcript has 8 exons. The coding region runs from base 66 to 1262 and encodes 398 amino acids. Gene Ontology annotation, molecular function: protein binding.